Messenger RNA from Drosophila ananassae, 4415 nucleotides. It is a transcript of the gene Kif19A, whose product is annotated as kinesin-like protein KIF19. Gene Ontology annotation, molecular function: ATP binding; microtubule binding; microtubule motor activity. The coding region runs from base 829 to 3072 and encodes 747 amino acids. NCBI's taxonomy places the organism in Eukaryota, Metazoa, Arthropoda, Insecta, Diptera, Drosophilidae. The transcript is spliced from 6 exons. The record is from RefSeq and is a predicted model, not a curated record. Gene Ontology annotation, biological process: microtubule-based movement.
GAGUGAUGGAUUGAUGGCUUGAAAUAUUUGAAAAUACUAACACUCUUUUAGUCAAUCAAGCCAUCAUAAUCGACACUGCUCAAUAAACAAUUGCCAAUUUCAAUGUCUUGCCCCGCUUUUGUCGGCAGAAAAACUUUAGUUUAUUAUUUCCUCUACAAAAAUUAAUGCCUUCGUGGUGAUAUAUGGAGGGUUUUUCAUUUCAUUUGCCAAGUACUGGAAAUUAUUAUCAGACCUCCAUGAGUUGACGUGGCGGAAAUGCCAAAAAACUGGAGUGCUGCAUGAUUUGCAUAAAAUGUGCUAAAUUGUUGCCCACUUUCGAGGCAACUAUAGCUCUCCAGCUAAAGAAAUACCUUUAUUUGUCGACAAUUAUUAAAGUGGACCUUAACAGCCUGGAUAUGAGAAUCUUAGCCAACUAUUUAACCCACAACUGGCCAACGUCGGACAGAAAACUUACCUGAAAUAUAUGCAAAAUGGCGCAUUAGCAUUUCAACAAUUCCGUGUCGUACCACCCAACCGAGACACCACCCCUUAUUUUUAUCCAUGUCCUGGCCACAGGCCACCUCCAUUACCACCCCCAGGUACAUGCCUAUAAUUUCGUUAUUUCGUAUUUUCUGACCAGGCCGAAACAGUCAUUUCAGUUGAGUUUGGUACGUCGACGCGAAUGGUUCUCUUAACCGGGUUAAAUUUAUUUUGCAUUGUCUCGGGACCUCAGCCAGUUCGAGCCUUUUCCUUCAGUGGACUUUUUCCGGUAUUUUAAAUUUUUUGGCCAGUGGCGUGUCCGGAAAGUUUCCGAAGCAAAACAAAACUAUUUGAUCAAACAUCAAACGGAUGGCGGCCAGUGCAGGAGCAAGCAGCUGGUCGGGUAGCAGUGGAGGCAGUAACUCUUCCCAAGGACGAUCUAUGGCCACAGCACAGCCAGCGCAGGAGGAACGCCUUGUGGUGGCUGUCCGUGUCCGUCCCAGUUUGGAGGCCACGGAGCGUUGCAUUGAAGUCAUCUCUGGCGGAUCUCUGCUCUACGAUGAUGGAGGAAAGAGUCGUCCACGUCAGUAUUCAUAUGAUCAUGUUUUCCGCGAAAAUGAUACACAGGAACAGGUAUACAAAACUACUACGGCUCCAUUGGUAAGAGACGUAUUAAAUGGAUUGAAUGCUGCUGUUUUUGCAUACGGAGCCACUGGUUCCGGCAAGACGCAUACCAUGUUGGGUCCCGUGCCGCGCAAGAAGCCGCAAACCGCUGACCGAGCUCCACCCACCGCCACAUGCGAUUCCACGGAUGUGAGUAGCCAGGACAUCGGACUGAUGGUGCGUGCUAUUGAAGACAUUUUUAGUCAUAUUGAAUCGGCGGAUGUCGAUUCCUGUAGAGUAUCUAUAUCCUACCUAGAAAUUUACAAUGAGCUUAUAAGGGAUCUUUUGAAUCCGGGCGGACCUUUGGAAUUGAGGGAGGACCACGGGGGGCAGCGAAUAACCGUUGCGGGUCUCUCGGAGAUUACCACAUCGAGCAGAAAAGAGGUUGUGGGCUUACUACUUAAAGGUAAUAAAGCACGUACCAUGGAGCCCACCGCCGCAAAUCAAACCUCCUCCAGGAGUCACGCCCUACUUAGUAUAACGGUGCAAACAAGGACUCCCUUAGGCACAAAGCAAGGCCGACUGUUUCUUACGGAUUUGGCAGGAUCCGAGAGGGCUAAGAAGACAAAAAACCGGGGAAAGCGAUUACAGGAAGGCGCACACAUCAACCGAAGUUUGUUGGCACUAGGCAACUGCAUCAAUGCACUUUCCGGAGGAGCACGUUACGUAAACUACAGGGAUUCAAAGUUAACUAGACUCCUUAAGGAGGCUUUGAGCGGUCGCUGCAAAACUGUAAUGAUAGCCCACGUGGCUCCAGAAAGUAAACAUCGGGAUGAGACGAAGAACACUCUAGUUUAUGCAGAUCGUGCUAAUAGCAUUACUACCAAACUACAGAACUCCGUUUAUAUCGAUGAGUUUAAGGACUUCCCCACCAAGCACUACCAAAGUUUGGUAUCUGAGCUUCGCGAUGAAGUUUCCCGCUUGCGGACCAAGAUGCUAACCGAUCGUCCCCGAAGUGGGGCAGCUGCAGCGGCUCAGACGGCGGCUGCACCUUCCUCAGCCUCCGGCACGGGAGCAACCGAAGGUCCGACUGGUGUCCAAGAGCAUGACGAUCAACGAAAGACAGAGCUACGCUACUUGCGCGAACAGAUCGUACUUACCUUCAAGCAGCAGAUGAAGCUACGUAGAAAGCUCUUAGAGGCAGAGAGUCAUCUUCUUGGCUUGGAGCUAGAUGCUGAGAGACAGCAUAUGAUCAUCUCUCAUUGGCAGGGGCGCAUAGGAAAGCUCUACGAUGCCUUGGGUGACGAUGAUCUUGAAUCCGAAGGCUCGGUAGCGCUGAAGAAUGCCUGGGGUGAACUGGCAGCUAUCGAAAAGGAGACACGUCGCUACAAGGAAAUCCGUGAACGCACUGAGCACGAGCUGGAGCAAUGCCGUCAGAAGGGAGUUAAGUUGGAGGAUGAAUUACCGGAACGUAUCAGCAGCGAUGAAGAACGAGAGCUACUGGCGCUGCUCUGUCGUGUCCACGAAUUGGAAGCAGACAAGGUGUCUUUGCAGGCGGAAAGACUUGCUCGCCAGGCGGAGCUACGUCGGCGCGAUUUACAGUUGCUACGUGCGGAGCGCCAACGGCGACUUUGCGAGGACAUCAUAAGCUCCCAGCGACGCCUCAUUGAGGAAGGUAACGUCGACCUUCCGGAUGAGCUGCGCGAGCUUUAUGGACUGUAUCAACAGGAAAUCCAUGCGGGAGUAGUGACACCCAGCACCAGCAGCUACGAAAAAAAGCUGCCUCCCAUCUACACGGCCGGGUCUGACUCGCCGGGUUCCAGUUCCAGUUCGGAAUGGUCGCCAGCUUCGCCUCUUCCUCCAAUAGAGAACCAGGUGGACGCCGUGGACAGAGUCAUGGGUCCCCCAGUGAAUCCGCGCCUGCCUCGUCUCACCACCACAGCCGCCGGAGGAUCACGACGACCAUCCCUACGCGUGUCUCGGAACACUAAUCCUCAUCUACAUCCGUAGGAUAAUUUGGCGACCAAUACAAGAGGUGCUCAGGAAUAGUUGUAACUAACGGUUAGGAUAAUGGGAAUCACGAUACGCUGGUCUGCUCAAAAUACUUUUUGUAUUAUAAUUUACUACCUAAUCACGUUAAAAUAUAUGUAUGUAAAUCUUUAAAUAUUUCAAUAAAUAAGAAAACUUUAAGUUCAUUCUAAUGCGUAUGUUGUAAGGGCUUUACCAUUUGAGUUUGAAUAAAAAGUGUAAAAUUUUUUCUGCUUUUUUCGUAUAUAGAAAGCAUUGAAAAAGUUGGUUGCCAUUCAUUUCGUAUCUCUCAUUUAAAGAUAUUCAUAGAUUAACACAUUUGUAACAAUUUUAUUUAGACAAAGCGGUGUGCCACUGCUCGAAAACAUCGAGCUAAAAAAUUCGAAGAUAUAUAGAUAGCAAUUUUGAUCUGGACCGAAGGAUACAUCUGGAAUGCAGCAUUGAAUGUUUAAAAAGCGCAACUAAACAACUAAGAGCCAGCAAUAAUUAUAAAAAAUGAUAUCUAAUCGUGUUUACUCAAAAAAAUGCACCAACCGUGGCACAAUAAUUGAUCGCGAAUGCCAAUGUUCCAUGAGAACUUCAAGACAAACAACCGCAUGUAAAAAAUUCACAAACCACGGCACCUUUAUGACUUCUGGAUGCUCAAUAAAUAACUUUGAGAAUUAUGGAAUCUUCAUAACAAAAAAAUGUGGUUUGUCAGGAGGAUGCGAUGACAUUGCGGUUGGUAAAUUCAAAAAUUAUGGCACAAUGAUAAUCCACGACUGCUCGUGUGUCAGCGACGACAGUCAGCAGAUUCGCACAAACCAUUUCGAAAACUAUGGAACAAUCAUUCGAUGCCACUCUGAGUGCCACAGGGAAAGCUCGGUGGUGAUCACUGAGAUCGUGGAUAUUCCACCGGCAAUUAUGCCGCCAGAAACCCCAUCGCCACAUCCAAAAAACUCCAUUUUGCCGCCAGAAGCUUCUCAAAAACCAAAAAGUUCAAGAAGGCAGGAUAAUUUGGAGGAUUCUUCUGAUUAAAUAGGAACCACCAAACAUUCAACAAUCAAAAUAUACAAUUUUAAAUUCUGAGGAACAGUCGUUAGGAAAAACCAGUUACUGGAUUUCAUAUAAGAGGAAAAUUAUUUUAAAAAUCAUUGGAACUAUGAAAAACUUCGGAAAUAUGAAUUCAUACUUUAAUAUGUAUCAAUAUUUUACAUAAUCUUGCAACUUUAAAAGGAUGGGACUCGAAUAUUUCAAUUUAUGCGUUAAAACGAAAUUCAAUGUAACGAUGGCAUAGAGUUUGUCUACUUUAUAAUAUUAAUAAAUGUUCCUUAUAUGUUCAUAUA